Neltuma alba is the source of this 1988-nucleotide messenger RNA. RefSeq lists its product as uncharacterized. Bases 459 to 1772 code for a protein of 437 amino acids. The record is from RefSeq and is a predicted model, not a curated record. NCBI's taxonomy places the organism in Eukaryota, Viridiplantae, Streptophyta, Magnoliopsida, Fabales, Fabaceae. The transcript has a single exon.
AGAUGCCAUUGCAUUUUUCUGUUUGGAAUACCAAACUGACAGAAAUUAUUGACUUGUACGAAGUCACUGUGUAAGGUGCAAUUAAAACUGUUACGUAGAAAUGAGAGGAAUUGUCAGAAUAUUAUUAUUAUAAUUAGUAUAAAAUGGGAUGCCCGCUGCACAAAAAAGUUCACACUCCACACCUCACAUCUCAGCAUUAUUGCUCAGUGAGAAAAGAGAGAAACCGCGUUUUAAGAGGAUUCUGCUCUGUCUCCAUGCGCCAUGUGAUUGGUUCUUCCUCUGGCAUUUAACACUCCCUUCCCCUCUUAAUUCCAUUGCUUCACUUUUGUUAUAAUCCCUCUCUCUCUUCACUACAACUCACCAAUUCCUUCAUCAUUAAGUAGCAUCAUCGUCUACCUAUUGCAGCCCAGGUUUUAUUUAUAGAUCUUCAAUUCAGUAUUACCUCGACUUUGUCGCAAAUGGCUCCACCAAUGUACUUGGGUUGCAGAAGGGUGGCUCUGUUCUGCGUUAUUUCUUUUCUCUCUGUUUCUGUUUGUUUCAGUGACUGCUCAGAGUCGCAAUUUCAGAGCAAAGAGUUUGCCGGGGGAAGGAGAAUGUUGGAGGCACAAAAUGAAGAGCCGGCCCUGAAAAAGACCAAGCCAAUCAAGCCUAGUCUUUCUCUCAAGAAUCAGACCAAGACCAUCAAAUCCAACCUGUCCUCCAAAAAUCAGACCAAGCUUGCCAAAGUCAGUUCCGAUUCAUCGUCUAAAACCACACCCACCAUCCUCGCCGACACUGCGGUGAAGAAGCUGAAUUCCACCACCAAGAGCAAGAAGCUGAAUUCCACAUCAAAAGGCUCCAGCAAAUCAACCUCAAUUUCCAGCGAAAAAUCCUCGAGUCUCCUGAAAGAAGGCGGUGCCAAGAACAAAACGACAAAAUCCGCCGCCGCCAAGGAAACCAAGGUUAAAGCAGAUCAAAAGGUAGAGCUCGAAUCUGAGAAGCCGACUAAGAAUAAGAACGCAGAGAAGAAGUCCGGACAACAGAAAGCCAAGAAACAAACGCCGCCGAGUUGGAUCCAGCAAGACGACGACGAUGAUUUCGUUUCAGAGUUGAAAGAUCUGCCGACCAGAUUUCAGCAGACGAUAAUUCCAGACCUCACAAAAAUCUCAAGCACCUCGAGAGUUUACAUUAGCAAAGCCAAUAAGGAAAUCACGAAAGGGUUCAAACCCUACGUCGGCAACAAAUACGCACCCACCAUCGCCCCCGUACUCUCUUGCGCCUUCCUACUGAUCCCUCUGGUUUUAGUCUCUCUCAUUUUCAAUCGAAUCAAAGCUUACUUUUCUCUCCAGAGACUCCUAAUCUUCAUCCAAGUCUAUCUCUCCAUCUAUUUCUCCAUUCUCUGUUUCGUCUCGCUGAUCACAGCGCUUGAGCCCCUCAAGUUUCUACACGCUACUUCGCAGUCCACAUACGUCUGCCUCCAGGUGCUGCAAACUCUGGGUUACGUAUUGUACCUCCUACUGCUUCUGAUGUAUCUGAUCCUAGUCUUCUCAACGGAUUGCGGGCCGGGUUCGAAAUUUGUAGGCCUGACCCAGACAUUCGUGGGUUUCGCCGUCGGGUUGCACUACUAUGUGACGGUGUUUCACAGGGUGGUGCUGAAGCAACCGCCGAAGACGAAUUGGAAGAUUCACGGCAUAUACGCCACGUGUUUUCUGAUGAGCUGCGUCAUUGCUAGGGCGGAUAGAAGGAAGAAGGCUUACAUGGAGGAUGGUGGCGAAGAAGGCAAGAAGAAUUAAAUUUAAUUAAAAUUACAAUUAAAAACUUCAUUUAUGAGAGAAAUUAUAUAUGGUUCUUCAUGUAAUGCCGCAAGUAAAUUGGCAGGAACCAUGGAAUGACGAUAGGCACUGUUUGAUUUUCUUCUUUAUUCGGCGAAAUGCCCUUUGAGAUCACUCCAUCUUUUGCUUUACAAUUGAAGUAUAUGUAUAAAUAAAUACUUUUUUUUUUUAAUUUUU